CUGUGUGGAAUGCGGAACCAUGGGAUGCUGACGUCAGCGACCAGCUGAUCAACAACAACAACAAGCUUCACGGCGCGGGAGUCGCUGUUAUGACGCUUUUACUAUAAUUCCAACAAUUUGCAGAGACAACGAGUCUACAGUCCCCGACGGCUGCGAUGCCACAGCCCUAUCAUUCAGUGAAAGCUACAAAUACGUGUGUUUUGCAUCGUAUCAUAUAGGGAAGUGAAAUAGCAGAGUAAACAGUGAAAGUGUUAUUGUUAUUGUGGUGGUAUAUCCCUGGCGACAUCGAUGCCACAGCCCAGUGCAGUGUGAACCAGCGUGUUUGCGUGCGAUCUACAACUCAACAUAUAGGCAGGGACCUAAAGCAGAGUAAAUAGAUAUGAAGUGCUACAUAAAAAAAGUGUAUUCCAAGGUGAUUAUUUGUUUAUGGAUUACCUUCCAAGAUGAGGAGUGGCAGCUGGAGGACAGAAGCAGCGCUACACUCUCCGUGGACACUGACUACGUGCAGCUGUUAGGGAACACCCUGGACCACCCCACGUGUCCGCUGGAAGACCUGCCUCUGGAAGCCCUUAAGCAGCGCGAGCAGUGCUGUGUGCAGCUGUGGGAGGACGUGGUGCAGAGGUCGCCCCACAUACCCAUCACGAGCUACCUGGCCUACAUGCAGAGGGCAAACGUCAACCUCUGUCUGCUGGCCUGGAUGGCAGUCAACUCGUACAGCAUUCGCCAGGGCAUCCCGUUUAGUAUGAUUCAGUCCGUGAGUGAUGCUCGCUGCUACUUCGAUAGUCCUGAUGAUAAAUCGCGUCUGGAAUCGAACGCUACAGAUGCCAUCUGCUCUGUAUCCAGAGCUAUUCUGCUGCUGAAGUGUCGCGACUUUCCCUCCACUAAGGCUUCCGAUAUUUGCAUCAUUUAUUACCCAUUUAUAAAACAAUAUAGUUCUAGCAGCAUACUGUAUCAAAAGCUAACAGAAGAAACUGAACUGCAAAAACCGUUUAAAGAACGACAACUUGAAAUAUAAGGAUUUCAAAAUCGAUAGUUUAAAGCCUUUAGAAAUCUCAUUUAGACUGGUAAACAUUAUUUUCCGCUUUUCGACAGCCGGAGUAUACAUGUACCUUCCCCAGUUAUGUAACCUGCCUGGAAAGAUACUUUUGUCCUUUCAGAUCACGUGCAUAAUCCAGAUCCUAUGUUCUGAGGUCGUGUAUCGUUUGGCAGGCGUCCCUGACUUACCGACGGCAGUGCUGGUAGAUAGCGCCCUCACACUUCUCAGCUGUUUCUGGCUAAACUCAUUCUGCUACCACAUGUAUGCUUUUGUUCGUCAUCUCAGGCUUCCUAACGACCUGCUACCUGCUGAAGUAAGCAAGUUAUUCUGUCGUUAGGUGUUGUACGUGUUAAUACCGUGGAGUAUAGUAUGUGUGGCAGCUGUUGCUUUGGAAAAGACAAGUAAAUAUUACGUGAUCCAGUCAUAUUCUAGUCCUUGUGGGCAUUUCUCUGUCAGUGGCUUUCAAUUUGGUUUGUCUCGGACUGGUUGGACACAUGUACCUACAUAAUUGGUAUUCCAUGUGGCAACUCAAAAUUGUUAAUAACAAUAAAUUUGCCUCAAAGAAGCAAUGUCUUUUUAUGUCAGUUAAGGCUGUCAUCGUAACUGGAAUAGGUAUUCCAAUUAGAAUUGGGUUCCACCAGGCUCAAGGAAUUGCACAGUUUGUCUAUUACGUACACCUAGUUGCAAUGGUGCAAGGACCAGUGCUCUUCGUCUGUUUCGUUUGUAAUGGAACGACACUCCCCAUACUGAAGAACAGGAUACUAGUGUGGUUUAACCCAACUAAAAUCCCUGCAGGGGGACACCUCUGCUCAGCAGCUGAGAGGAAUCUGGCCAGGAGAAGCAAUGAACAGUCUCUUGUUACAGAAUCCUCUCUAUAGCCUCCUUCAGUAUUUUUCUCCAGUAACUGUCUUGACAGUAGAUUGCAUUAAAGCGUGCAAUAAAAGUGAAAUCUAUCUGAUAUGACAACAUUAAAUGUAAUUAAAUGUGAUAUCGUACAGCCAUUACUUCUCUUUCCCAAUGUCUUCUUUAUUUUUAACUGUCUACUUACUUGGAAGUGGUAGCCUCUGUCUAUGUAUGAGUGAAAUCUAUCUGAUAUGACAACAUUGAAUGUAAUUAAAUGUGAUAUUGUACAGCCAUUA
Molecule: messenger RNA, 2175 nt
Organism: Schistocerca gregaria
Lineage: Eukaryota; Metazoa; Arthropoda; Insecta; Orthoptera; Acrididae
Exons: 2
Coding region: 380-1015 (211 amino acids)
Source: RefSeq, a predicted model, not a curated record